AUGACCUACAAGGCGACUGCGCCUCCUGUGGUCUGGGACCAUGAUAGCCUGCUUUCGACCAGGAAACAAUUGGAGGACUCCAUCCUGGUCACCAUUGACCUCGAAGGUGUUGAUCACCUCAUGAAGAAGGCCGGCCAACCUGCUCCGACAAGCUACGACAAGUUGUCAGAAGUAGGCAUUGCAACCUACGACCCUCGUGAGAAGGUUUCGACGUCGACCUCCGAUGACAUGGAGGCCCUUGGCUCGUGCAUUCACGCCCAUCACACAAUUGUUCAUCGGUUUCAUCGGGUCACCGAAGAGACCUGCCCGGCAUAUUAUCACAAGAAGUUUGCCAAUGACCCGAAGAAGCAACAUCAUGCGCGCCCCUACCAUUGCGCCUUCGCGAAAUCGAUCAUCAAGCCCACCCAACAGGCACUGGAGGAUGUGAAGAACUUCAUCAAGGUACUCUCCAGCCAGAAUCUCACCAAGUCCGAGAACCAAAGCGGCAAAGACCGGCGCAUCUGCAUUUUUUACUGGGCCGCCAACAUGGAAGAGUCAGUCUUUGCGCAGGCCGGGAUCGACCUUACUACUGCUGGCACCCAUGUCACGAUCUAUGACAUGCAGCUCUGGUCCAUCUUUCAGAUUCGCUUCCAGAAGGGUCAAACUGGCGGAGAAGAAGCAUUCAAGUCGCUCGACGCUCUCGGAAAUGGUCUCAACCUACACAACGCUACAAACGACUGCGUAGCGCAGUUGUUGUCCCUCUUGAAGGUGUUUUCCAUGAGAAAGACCGAAUGGAACUCCUGGUUCUAUCAACAGAUCGAGCUCACUCCCAUGGCCAUGUCAUGGGUGAGUCCUCAUAUUUAUCAAGACAACUUUAAUUCCAGGCCCAGGGCUCUCUACGAGAGCGCACACACCAGACACGGUCAGGGACGACUCCCUGCUUACAAUCACUAUGUCAACAAGCAGCCCAAACGUGUGACAAAGCCUACUCCCCACUAUACCUCUAACGACUUCACCUCACAAGCACCUUCCGCGCCGGGUGUUGGAGGUAUGGUGCCUGGAGGUACCUCUAGCAAUCAUUCAGCAGAGGAGAAGACGGCAAAGAGAUCCAGCGGCAAGGAACAUACCUCUGGUAGUGCUACUGACCAGUGGUGGGCUGCCUACGAGGCCAGAAAAGACAAAAUCUCGUCCACUAUGGCAACGUACAAGAAACCUAUUGCUACUAUGGCCCCAUCGACCGAAGAAGUUGGUACCGGUUGGCCCGCUGAGAUGGAGUGGUGA
Messenger RNA from Neurospora hispaniola, 1260 nucleotides. RefSeq lists its product as uncharacterized. NCBI's taxonomy places the organism in Eukaryota, Fungi, Ascomycota, Sordariomycetes, Sordariales, Sordariaceae. Bases 1 to 1260 code for a protein of 419 amino acids. The transcript has a single exon. The record is from RefSeq and is a predicted model, not a curated record.